Orbilia oligospora ATCC 24927 is the source of this 2802-nucleotide messenger RNA. RefSeq lists its product as uncharacterized. The record is from RefSeq and is a predicted model, not a curated record. Bases 1 to 2802 code for a protein of 933 amino acids. Lineage: Eukaryota; Fungi; Ascomycota; Orbiliomycetes; Orbiliales; Orbiliaceae. The transcript is spliced from 2 exons.
AUGCGCAACAUAAAAUUUGCAGCUCUAGCUGCGCUGUUCAUUUCCGGGUCGGCAUCUGCUGCUCCCCGCCAGCCCCUCAACGACAGACGGUAUGUCACUGCUGCACCCGCUAGAAAUAGCGAGGAAUGCGAGACGACUACCUAUACUAUCAUCACCCCAAAACCGGGUGCAAACCCGACUCCAGUCACCAAACAAUUCCAACCAGUUUACUCUUGUACCCCGGAAUACGUCGUCUGCGGCUCCAAGAACAAGGAGAAAUGCGAGACCAUAUACAAGACCUCCUCUUACCGCUGGGUUUCCACUGAAGUUCCAUGCUACAGUGGUGUCGUCACGAUCACUCGAGUGAACCAACCAGUUACUAUUGCCGCAUACCCAACCCACAAGACUGAGACCUGUUACUGUGAAAAAGCAGGUACCUGUUACUAUGGCGUUACUUCUACCGUUGUUGCCCAACCAACCCAAUUUCCAUAUGUUAACACCGGCUGGGAAUACAAAGUCUGCAACUACAAUGACUACUACAAAUGGUAUAAUGGAGAGUACAGCCCUGAAUUUUCCGGUAUGAAGACACUUGGUGGAAAUGAUGGCUAUGCGCCUUCUCCUCAAAAACCAGGUCCCCAAGGACCCCGCCCUUAUCUCAGCAGUGGCAAGACCGACUAUACUCCUGUCUAUACCCCGCAACAAUAUGGAAACCAAGGGCCCAAAUACAAUAGUGGCCAAGGCGGUUACUCGCACCCCGAAACCAAUGAUCGUCCGCAUUACUAUGGCUCCAAACAUCCUCAGAAGAAUGGUCAUCAUGGUAUUUAUAACACUGAGCACGGUUAUGUUUCCGGGCACCCUGCUAGCAAUAGCAAGUCCGAGAACCACGGGGAAUACAAGCUAGGGUAUAAGGGCAAUGGAAAGCCCGAGUAUCAUGGUGAAAGCAAACCUAGUUAUCACGGUAGCUACAAGCCUAUGUAUAACGGCGAGUACAAGCCUGGAUAUCAUGGCAAAGACAAGCCCGCGUACCAUAACGAGAAACCUGGCUAUCAAGGCGAGUACAAACCUGGUCACAACAGCGAAUACAAUUCUGGCUAUCAUGGAGAGUAUAAACCCAGUUACCACGGCGAGACUCGACAUGGGUACCAAGGCCAGUACAAGCCCGGAUACCAUGGAGGAAACAAACCAACCUACUAUGGUGAACACAAGCCCGGAUACCACGGUGAAAAUAAGCCUGUGUACCAUGGUGAAUACAAGCCUGAAUACCACGGGGAACGCAAACCUGCAUAUCAUGGAGAAUACAAGUCCGAUUAUCGGGGGAAUGGUAGCCACAAGAUGGGACAUUAUGGAGGCAAAGGCUAUGAAAGUUCUCGAGGCGGCCCCGAAUAUCACGGCAAACCCGAUACCUAUAAGGAACAUUCUGGAAACAAGGACUACUAUUCCAAGGACCGAGGGUAUAAGGGAAACCAUAGCAAAGGAAAGGGUCACAAAGGUUACUACGGCCAUGGUGGGAAAGAUAUUCCAGAUGGUAGCGUCGUCGGCGCUGGUUCAGGCGGAUCGUCAACUACAACGACAUCUAGCUCUGGGGGUGGAAAUGCCUCCACUGGACCUUCUUCCACAGGAUCAUCUAGCACUAAGAGUGGAAAUGCAUCCAUUGAACCUACCUUUACCGGAACUACAUCCGCUGGAACAUCAAGCACUGUGGGUGGAAACGCCUCCACAGGGCCUUCUUCCACAGAACCAUCUGCCUCCAACACCAGUGGUGAGCCAAGCGGCAGGGGUGGAACCAGCAUUGGAGGUGGACCGACAUCAGCCGGACCAGAUUUUACGGUAACAUGUUCUGUCGGGCCAGAUGCUGUAGAAACAUGUUCUACUCGACCAGAUUCUACGCAAACAUCCGGUCCGAAUCCUACAGAAAAAUGUGUUAUUGGGCCAGAUUCUGUAGAAACCUGCUCUAUUGAACCAAACUCUACAGAAACUUGUUCUAUUGGGCCAGAUGCUACAGAAACAUGUUCUAGUAGACCAAACCCCACGGAGACUUGCUCUAUCGGACCAGAUUCCAUAGAAACAUGCUCUACUGAACCAGAAUCCUGGGAAACAUAUACUACUCAGUUUUCUUCAACAGUGCCAUCAGCAGCUGCCCCAACAAUCUACGAGCCCUCGGAAACCGCCACAGAGCUUCCCAGUAACAACCAAGAGCCACCCCAAUUAUACGAAAUCGUUGAAGGGCUCAGCGCCGAAGGAACUUACAUGGACAUCGGAGACUUCGGUCCAUGUGCAAUCAAAUCCCUCACUACAGCGAAAGCACUCCAAGAAUGUAAACGAUCUGGUGGAAAGAUUCCAACAAACCUUAUUGGUUGUAUUACUGAUACUGGUAUUGCUGAUAUCGAUUGUAUUCUCUCGUGCAACAAGGACCUGGACUCUCUUACUCUCGCUCAGCGAUGUCUUAAGAAGAGCGGUACUAUAGAAGACCCUAUUAUUAGAUGUGCUCAGAUGGGCAUGUCCGGUGGAAGCCAGUUGCUAUACAAGGCAUGUGUCGCAUCUCAAGGAGGAAAACCAUGUAGCCGGCAAUUCCUCAAACGACAAGCCAUUGAGGAUGCUACCGCGUAUGCCACUGAGUGUGCUGCCGCCGGUCUUCUCUCCGGAACCGUAAAGAAGUGUGUUGAGACCGCUAGACUCGGACUCGAUACUGGAUCGGGUGUUAGAGCUAUACGUGGUGUUAAAAACAUCGUUGGAUAUAGCGGAACUGAGAGGCACGAUAGCCUCGACGACGUCGGUAGCAAUAUACAUCGCUGCUUCUCUUACCUGUUGGCUGGUUCAUUCUAG